GCUCUCCCUCCGCGGGGCUGAAUGGCCGACCCCGACGCGGCGGGUGUGGAGGAGGUGGCUGUUCGGCUCCGCGAGCCCAGGUGACUCGCCCUCCUCCGGCCUGAACUCCUCGGCACGGGCUCGCGCGGGAGGAGCGGGCCUGUGAGGGGAGCAGCAACCCCGCCGGCCUGAGCUCUUUCCCUGGCAGCCGCGGCUCCUUCCCUGGGACAAUAUGUUCAAGAGAAUGGCGGAAUUUGGACCUGACUCCGGCGGGAGAGUGAAGGGGGUGACCAUCGUCAAGCCAAUAGUUUAUGGUAAUGUUGCCCGGUAUUUUGGGAAGAAGAGAGAAGAAGACGGGCACACUCACCAGUGGACAGUGUAUGUAAAGCCAUACAGAAAUGAGGAUAUGUCAGCAUAUGUGAAGAAAAUCCAAUUUAAAUUACAUGAAAGCUAUGGCAAUCCUUUAAGAGUCGUUACUAAGCCUCCAUAUGAAAUCACUGAAACAGGAUGGGGUGAAUUUGAAAUAAUCAUCAAAAUAUUUUUCAUUGACCCUAACGAAAGACCUGUGACGCUGUAUCACUUACUGAAGCUGUUCCAGUCUGACACCAAUGCCAUGCUGGGGAAGAAGACUGUGGUCUCAGAGUUCUACGAUGAAAUGAUAUUUCAAGACCCAACGGCAAUGAUGCAGCAACUCUUAACAACGUCUCGCCAGCUGACACUGGGAGCCUAUAAGCACGAGACAGAAUUUGCAGAACUUGAAGUGAAAACCAGAGAAAAAUUAGAAGCUGCCAAGAAAAAAACAAGCUUUGAGAUCGCAGAGCUUAAGGAGAGAUUAAAAGCAAGUCGUGAAACUAUAAAUUGUUUAAAAAAUGAGAUCAGGAAGCUGGAAGAAGACGAUCAGACAAAAGACAUAUGAGCGGUGCUUGUGGGCCCAGCUGUGGGUGCAGCUGACGGACUUGCUGCGCUGAAGGUGUGGUUGCCGCCCAAGGGUGUGGUCACCAGCUGCGGGUGUGGUCACGGCCUUGGCUUAAUCAGUGAGGACUCCGGGUGCCCGGCCGUCAAGCUGACUUCACAGGGGCGCAUGUGCGCUCUAAGACUUGAUGCUGUGUAGCAGUCCAUGAUGUUAAGCACAACUUUUUUAAAGUAUUUGUUUUAUUUUUAAAUAGAACUCUAUGUUUAGUUUAUUUUCCUUCAAGCAGACUUAAAAAUUCUGUUGUAGUCUGACGUGUACAGAUGUUGUACUUCCCUCCUAAUUAGAAUUAGGGAUUUAGGGCUGGAGAGAUAGCUCAGUGGUUAAGAGCAUCGACUAUUCUUCCAGAGGUCCUGAGUUCAAUUCCCAGCAACCACAUGGUGGCUCACAACCAACUGUAAUGGGGUCUGAUGCCCUCUUCUGGGGUGUCUGAAGAGAACAAUGGUGUACUCAUAUACAUAAAAUAAAUAAAUAAAUAACCUUAAAAAAAAGAAUUAGGGAUUUAGUGAUCUGCGUGAGUGCGUGUGUGUGUGUGUGUGUGUGUGUGUGUGUGUGUGUGUGUGUGUGUGUGUGUGUGUGUGUUAGCUCAGGCCCACAUCUGCCCCUGUCUACCUCUUUUGUAUAUGAUGUGUCUAGGAAGUAUUUAAUAAAUGUAGCUUACUGCUCCUGUGUCUGCCUCUAGUGACUUCUCCAGUCACUCUACCACCUUGUGUUUUCAAAUAAAUAUGUUAUUCUUUGAGAAUUGUA
Messenger RNA from Apodemus sylvaticus (European woodmouse), 1696 nucleotides. It is a transcript of the gene Yeats4, whose product is annotated as YEATS domain containing 4. The record is from RefSeq and is a predicted model, not a curated record. The transcript has 7 exons. Gene Ontology annotation, biological process: regulation of DNA-templated transcription. NCBI's taxonomy places the organism in Eukaryota, Metazoa, Chordata, Mammalia, Rodentia, Muridae. Bases 212 to 895 code for a protein of 227 amino acids.